Molecule: messenger RNA, 1329 nt
Organism: Phytophthora infestans T30-4
Lineage: Eukaryota; Oomycota; Peronosporomycetes; Peronosporales; Peronosporaceae
Product: secreted RxLR effector peptide protein, putative
Exons: 1
Coding region: 1-1329 (442 amino acids)
Source: RefSeq, a predicted model, not a curated record
AUGAUGCAUCUCUUUUCAGUCGUAUUGCUGGUUGUUGCCGCAUCUCUAGCGUGCGCCGCAGAGGACACAGCCUCGAUGAGGUUCCCACGCGGUUAUCUAGAUGAGAAAGACAGUGCUCCUGCUCAAAGAUUCUUGAGGGUCUACGACAACGAGAAUGACGAGGAGAGAGUUCCUGUUGGUAACGUCUUAAAUUCUAUUAUGACCAGUACAUUGAAUGCCGUCGAGUCCGCUAAGCUGAAGGUGUUUUUGCUCCAGAAAAGUAGUGGAGUUGACGUUUUGAACAGCUUAAAACUCGGGGACGAUGCGGCAGCUGCUCUGAAAAACUCAAAGCUGGAGACUUUGAAUAAGUACGUCACGAGGUUUAACCAGGAGAAUCCGGACAAGACAAUCUCACUGGUUGGGACCCUCACGACCCGCUACGGAGACGAUGCUUUGGCGAAAGCGUUAGUAAGUGCCCAAACGCAUGCAAAGUCUUCAGCUGAGAUGGUGACGAUGGCGAAGAAGCUGCGAGCUGAACAACUGAGUGCCUGGCUGGGCGGCGGUAAAUCUGUCGAAGAUGUUUACGCUUUGCUCAAGCUUGAUGAAGACGGGUAUCUAGCGCUCACAAGUAGAAAGUUGGAUGUACUGGAUGAUUACAUUGUGAAGAUCAACAGCGAGAAAAACGGCCAGGAAACUUUGCUCAAGACCUUGACGAAGGAGUUUGGCGGUGAGAAAAAAUUGAGGGCGAUUCUAAACAUAGCAGGACUGAGCUACUUCACACAUGUGAAGGCUUUCGAGCUAAAGAAGCUCAUAGAGUGGAAAAACAGAAACUCGGAACCAGCAGCUGUCAUGAAGCUGCUAAAUCUUGAUAACGAUGUGGGUAAGGCUUUAAAAAGCACAGAACUGAGAAGGCUUGAUGAGUACAUAAUCGACUUCAACCUCAAGAACCCAAACAAUCAGGCGACGCUGCUUAGGACGCUCACGAAGAAAUACGGCGAGUCUGGUGUGGCAAAGGCGAUUGUGUCUGCAGUCAAGGAUGACAAUAUGCUCGCUAAACGCCUGCAGAACCAACAGUUUGAGGAUUGGUUGAAAAAGGACAUGUCUGUGGACCAAGUUUUCAACGUUCUAGAUUUUAAGAGCGCUGGUAUUGGAGCUGUUAUCAGCCGAAACGUGGACACUUUGGACAAGUACGUCACGCUAUACAACAGAAAGACAUCAGCAGACGAAACGUUGGUAGGCGCAUUCGUGAAGGCUUUCGGCAAAAAGCAGUUGGGCAAUAUGCUGCAACGUUUUCCCGAUACAGAUAAAUACUCAGCAAAGUUACGCACGCAAUUCAGGGAGCUAAACUGA